GCAGGGCCAUGUCGGCGCCGUGCCUGCGCCUGCCCGCCGCCGGGUCAGCACCGGCGGAGGCGGACAGCGCCGGCGGCAUGGAGCCGCCCGCCGCCGCUGCCGCCGCCGGGGCCGCUGCGGCCGCCGCCCUGGAGCUGGCCCUGGAGGAGGAGUUGGCGCUGCUGGCCGCCGCCGGGGAACCGCCGGAGCCGCCGCCCGCCGCCGCCGCCCGCGACCCCGAGCUGCUUUCGCUGAUCCGGCAGAAGGAGAAGGACCUGGUGCUGGCGGCGCGGCUGGGCAAGGCGCUGCUGGAGCGCAACCAGGACAUGAGCCGCCAGUACGAGAGGAUGCACAAGGAGCUCACCGACAAGCUGGAGCACCUAGAACAAGAGAAACAUGAACUAAGGAGGCGAUUUGAGAACAAAGAAGGAGAAUGGGAAGGAAGGGUGUCUGAACUGGAAAGUGAUGUGAAACAGCUGCAGGACGAGCUGGAGAGGCAGCAGGUUCACCUGCGUGAAGCUGACCGCGAGAAGACACGGGCCGUCCAGGAACUCUCCGAACAGAACCAAAGACUCCUGGACCAGCUCAGCAGGGCGUCGGAGGUGGAGCGACAGCUCUCCCUACAGGUCCACACCCUCCGGGAGGACUUUCGGGAGAAGAACUCCUCCAGCAGCCAACACAUCGUGCGGCUCGAGAGCCUCCAGGCAGAGAUCAAGAUGCUGACAGACAGGAAGCGGGAGCUAGAGCAUCGCCUUAGUGCCAUGAUGGAGGAGAACGACCUGCUCCAGGGAACCGUGGAGGAGCUGCAGGACCGAGUCCUCAUCUUGGAGAGACAAAGCCAUGACAAGGACCUGCAGCUGCACCAAAGCCAGCUGGAGCUCCAGGAGGUGCGCCUGUCCUACCGGCAGCUGCAAGGGAAGGUAGAAGAGCUCAGUGAGGAGAGAAGUCUCCAAAAUUUCAACACAACCAGCACAUCCCUGCUAUCUGAGAUAGAGCAGAGCAUGGAGGCAGAGGAGCUGGAACAAGAACGAGAACAGCUGAGGCUGCAGCUCUGGGAAGCAUAUUGCCAAGUGCGAUAUCUCUGCUCCCAUCUCAGAGGAAAUGACAGCGCAGACUCAGCAGUCUCUACAGACUCCUCCAUGGAUGAGUCUUCAGAAACCUCAUCAGCCAAAGAUGUCCCAGCCGGCAGCCUACGUGCAGCUCUCAGUGAGCUGAAAAGAUUGAUACAGAAUGUGCUGGAUGGGGCAGACUCCACGAGUUCUCGAAGAAGUGACGAUGACACCUUAGAGGAACAGAUCAGGCGAACAAGCGAAGAUUCACGAGCCCUGAGGGAAUUAAUGGAGGGAGAACGGGGGAAACUGAGGCAGAGUUUGGAGGAGCUGCAGCGACUGCACAGCCAGGUCACACUACUGAGUGUGGAAAUGACGACGCUGAAGGAGGAACGGGACCGGCUGCGAGGUGCUGCUGAAGACAAGGAGACAAGUGAACGGCUCCUGCAGGCCGUCAGGGACCGAGAUGAGGCCAUUGCCAAGAAGAAUGCGGUGGAGGUGGAGCUGGCCAAGUGCAAGAUUGACAUGAUGUCCCUCAACAGCCAGCUGCUGGAUGCCAUCCAGCAGAAAGUGAACCUCUCGCAGCAGCUGGAGGCCUGGCAGGAUGACAUGCACAGGGUCAUUGACCAGCAGCUGAUGGACAAACACCCGAAGGAAUGGAGCCAGCUUGCUUAUUCCUUCUCCAGUGGCUAUGGCACAAAGCGGAGUGCCAGACCCUCCCCCGUGUUCAGGCCGGAGCAGCAGGGGGACGAGCCCGUUGGGGCAGAAGGGAACCGCCUCUUUUCCUUUUUCAAGAAAAAUUAAUUUGAAAAAGAGAAACCUCUCCAACAAUUCCUGCUUCAAGAUGGGGAGUGGGGCAGCUGCCCAGCUUGCUGAUGGACCCAACUCUGAUCCACUAAGAAAAAAGAAGGGGGCAAAGGAGUUAACCCUUGAGACUCUGCACUAUUUACACCGCACCUGGUCUGAACCAAAUGUUUACAUGAACUGGAGAUUUGCAAAUUGACAAUGUGAUGCUAAUAGAAAGAAACUUUUCCUAUUCUUUAAGUGAAGUGAUAAACUUCAGGGUAUAUUUUAGGCGCUUUGACACAGUCCAGUUUGUGCUGUGAAGAAUAAUCUGAUUGUCUUAAAAGCAUUCUCAUGCUGGAGAAGGAAGUAAGCAGCCCCAAGACAAAGCAGCGCAGGGGAUUGAGAACUGCCAUCACAGCAAGCACAGGGGGAAGAAGAAGGCUGAAUGCAAGAGAAGAGAGGGGAGUCACUUACACCGCCCUCUGGUCCUGGCAGCUGUGAUAUCCUUCAUCCAUCCCACUGAGACUGGAGUCGCUCUGGCCCCAGCCUUGCCAUGUUUUGACAAGUGUAGCUUUCUCCAUGGUGGAAGUUGAGCCCUCACUGCAGAUCCUGCCUGGGCGCCAUCUCCCCUGCAGCUCUGCAUAGCUGUUUACCCGUCGCUGGGAAUCCAGGCUCCUCGCAGAUCAGGGCAGAUGUAAGAUUGCUGAUGUUACUGUCUUCUCUAGCUCCCUCCUGUUACAGAGAGAAGAGCUGCAGAGACUGUAGUUACAUGGAACAUUAAGGAUUUCUCCCCAAGAGACUGACAAUCUGUAACAGGUUACAAGCUGGGUAAGAGUUGUGGAUGUUCAGUCCUGGGGCACCUACUGUCCCUCCAAUGGCCAAAGGUAGUUGUGGAGCUUCAGCACGUCACACACCUUUCCCCAAAGCCAGGUACCCCUCCCAAACAGAGUAAGAAACCUGUCAUUUUAACUGGAUAGGCCCCCAAAAAGCCUAACUAAUAAUUCAUUGAAAGCCUACCCAUAAUAAUGUCAGUAGGUCUUUAAGGCUGGGUUGGCAGACUUGCUCCUCAGAAAGCACGCAGGCAUCUACCUUCACUAAAGCCAAAGGCAAUUUGUGUCUACAAAGCUCUGGAAAUUCUGCAGCUUACUCUGCCCCACGCAGUAACAUUAGCUAUGGCCUGACGAAAACUAUGAGUAUUUGUCCCUGCCUGCAGGUCAUUUACUACUCAGCCCUUUGGCGAGCAAGUAGCCAAAUCUCCUUUUGACCGAAGAUGAUCAGAGCCUGCUUUGCUGUAAGCAUGACUUGAUCAAGGAGAAGGAAUGUAGCUUAUUUGGUAUAUGCACACAGUGAUGCUGGAAAUCCUGCAAUUCUUAAGUAGGGACCUUCCCUACGCACUGGAUGGGCACCUUACAGCUCUUCUCUUUAACACAGUCUACCAUCAUAAAGCAGCAAGGAAUGCCAGACUAAGUUCAGAGAUGUCCUGCUGCUGUCAUGCAAUUUUCACACAUUCUCCCAGCUCACGAUACCCACAGGCCCCAAUUUGUUUCCCUGUCGCUUUAAAGAGGCUACCACCUACACUGUCCCACAGGAGACGGAGCUAGGUACACAUUCAGCUCUGCCCUGCUCAGCAACUUAGGUGCUAAAACACCAUCCUACAGGGAGCUGCUAUCUCUGUUCACUAUUUACAGUAACGAGCUUUCUGCUAGAAUUAGGUAAUACCUUCUAAGAAGCAGGUAAGAGGUUCGUGGCUUGGGUUUUUUUAUUAUUAUUUAACUUAUCUAUGGGAUAGAACAUCCAUAAUACCUCAGUACAAAUAUCCUUUCUGCCUACAAAGAUUUGAGCAUUCCCAUAUUUCCUUGUUAGCAUGAAACUACCACACUGGUAUGAAAUCAUCUUGCACUGAAGUAGCUCCAUGUUGCAAGGAGCAAAGUACUCUUUGGGAUUGAAAAUGGUGGUAAAAAGCUGAGUGGUAAAACCCAUUUACUUGAAAGCAAUGACACCUGGAUUGCAGAUCCUGCUCCAGGAAAUACUUAGGUAAAGCACCACCAAUACAGCUUGAUGCUUACAGGGAAAGGAGUCUGGAGUCUCACAGGCAGGGAAGGAAACCAAACCUUGGCCUCUCCUUUCUAGGCAAUGCUCAACUGUUGAGUAUCUGCUUGUAUCCGCUUGUGCAAGUGAGGGAAAGGGACUUAGUGCAGUGCCAAGCGCGCUCUCAGGAUGGCAAGUCCUCAUCCUCCCGUCUUACCUAUGUUGUGACUCCCAAUAGGGCAGAGCCAUGAGGCACACACUCAGCAUCCCGGGCUGUCAGGACUCAGUUACGCCCAUAUGCAUUAACAUAAACUUUGAUACCUGCAAAAUUAGGCGUGGGUUCAUGGAAGCCAGUGAUACAUGUGAACAGUUGGCUCAUACCCUGUUUGAAAACUAUGCUCCGCUUGUUGUGGGAGAGCUACGUGAACAUCUUUGUCCUCACAGACCUUUUUUCUGCUGUCAGUUGUCAUUUCCCAGGCCCCAACAGCUCUCUUCAAGCCACAUGCCCAGCAGCUGUGUGGGACUCUACCCCUGUGAGGAUGUGUGGAUGUAUGUAUGCAAUCCUAAGGCAAGGGCCUUAAGUUAUCCAAUGAAGAUGCAGUAAUGAGAUGAAGAAAGGUGCCUUCUGCUCCAUGUUUGCUGAGAGGGAAGCGACUCAUUCAGUUGCAGGGGUAGGCAAUUGAAAUGCACAGCACAUCUCUUCAUUUAAGGAGGAACCUACCUUAAUCCCAUUGCAAUUUUAUUUAUUUAUUAACAGUGAUGGAAGAGACGGCAAGAGGAAAGUCAGCAUGUUCUAAGGUGCCAGUUGGGUAUGGUUUCUUAAAACUAGCCUCUUAACCCUAAAGACUUAGUUGCACUACUAAACCCAGAAAUAGAAGAGAAUUGGGUUUAAUGAACUGGACAACACACCAAAGGAGACCUCCUUGUGCUGAGCUGCUACUCAACAGGAACAGAAACUGCCUUAACAUAGCAGCUAGGUUUUGUUGUUUUGUCUUCAAAAAUCUCAUCAAUGCAGUCCUUCACAUUCUCGUUUGUUAUGUUGCGUUUUAACAAGGUCCUGACUAUUCCACCUUGAGCUGUCAUUAAAACACUCAUCUCCCUCCUGUCAUGGCCAGGAGCCUGGAAUCAUCCUUGCAGUGUUGGGUUAGAAGACACUCCACUUGUGAUACUUGAUACUUCUAGGACACACAUGGCAUAAAGGAAACGUUGGCUCCAGUGAAUGAGAUGGAGGAAGCACAUUAAUCCAGCAGGUACUCAGGAUCCCAAAGUAGAUUUAGGGAGUGGGAUCAGCAGCUCUAAAUACAACACUCACCCUUGCUUUUGAGAUAAUGGUAAAUAAAACAGUAGUGCUGCACAGUAACUGUUCAAAUAUUGCACAGAGAAGAGAUGCCUGCUGAGAUUAAGGUUACAAAGAACUUUCCCACAGUUAAGUAACAGGUGACUGGGCAAAUGUUUAUUAUGCUAGCCUAAGGGAAAAGGGAUCAAUCUCCCUUUAGUCAACUCUGCAAGGGAAAAAACUGUAAACAAGAAACAAGUAAGUGUAAAUGAAAGGCAAGUCACUAGCACUUUAUCUUAAUACAAACUUAGAUCAGCAACUUGCCGUUGAGAUGAACAACAGAUCAAUUAAUGACAACAGAAUAAUUUUGCACAGAGAAGCAAGAAGUGAGGUUACAGGCAGUGCUGCAUGUACAAGGACUUGAUAGCUGCAUGCACUUGUCCUACUUAGAAUGGUAAAUUCCAGAUAUGCCUCUACAUCAGGCAAACUCUCUACUCCCCACUCGGCUAUAAAAAGCAAGAUUGUUUUAACCAAAAAGCCAAGAAAGGAAGUGUCUGGGUGCUGCAGCAACGAUUCCCUUAGAUUGAGAGGGGAAAAAGCACACAGCAGGGACAAGCAGAAAGAAUGUAUCUAUAGAUAUGUACAUAUACCACAGUGCUGUAAUUUUUGUAUGUAGCAGUAAUGUAAAUAAAUGUAUGGUUUUUAUAAGAUACAUAUUAUAAAAAUCUAUAAAGGCAUAUUUUUAGUAAAACAAUGCUCUACUUCUUUUGUAAAUAGUUCUCUUCAGAAUAAAACAGAUCAUUUAUACAAUACUGUCUCAGCUCUCAAGUCACUGCUUAUCUUGCCUAGCUGCAGAACAAGCUCACUUUUUGAACUAUCAUCUUAACACCCAACAGCAUCUUUAGUGCUUCAUCAUCCCAAAUUCAGCCACGUAAAGCACUUGCAUGUGUUCAGAGGAGAACAGUCCUGGAGAAAGAACAUUUGAGGCAUUUACAUCUCCUGCCACACAGGAAAAUAGAAAGACGAGCAUGUAAACAUUCUCCACCUUCCACCCAUUUGUAUCAUUUACUGGCCUUUAUAUGGAGGGAUAUUCAAACUUUAACGAGUUUAGACACAAAACACAGAUGGACAACGAAACACCUCCAGCUUGCGGCAGCUGCAGUUCAGACCAUCUGCAUGUCCUCAGGAUUCCCCUCUACAUAGUCAUACCAGAACAGAGCAGACAGAAGAAAAGGCACCUUCCCACAGCAAGUUUUCAUCACACUUCUCCAGAAGUGAGGACUUGC
Molecule: messenger RNA, 6404 nt
Organism: Harpia harpyja (harpy eagle)
Lineage: Eukaryota; Metazoa; Chordata; Aves; Accipitriformes; Accipitridae
Gene: BICDL1
Product: BICD family like cargo adaptor 1
Exons: 10
Coding region: 9-1832 (607 amino acids)
Biological process (GO): vesicle transport along microtubule; Golgi to secretory granule transport
Source: RefSeq, a predicted model, not a curated record